UUGUUCCCCCAGCUUUUAUUGCUGAGGGACCGGAUAUGGAAUAGGCCUUUGGUCAGUUUGGUUCAGCAGUCCCAGCUGUGUCCCCUGCAAACUGCUUGUGUCGCCCUACUGGGACAGGGAGGAGCAUGAGAAACAGAGAAGGCCUUGAUGCUGUGUAAGCACUGUUCAACAACAGCUAAAACAGCAGUGUGUUUUAAACACUGUUUUGGUCACAAAGCCAAAACACAGCACCCUACGAGCUACUAUGAAGAAAAUUAACUCUGUCCCAGCUAAAAGAGGUACAGUGUGAAAGACAAAAAGGUGAAAUAACAAUCUUAAAUGUUGUUAUGCAUUUUUUAUUUUGCCUGAUCUACUUCUUUUCAAAGGACACAAAGUCUAAUUGUUUACAAUAGGAGAAAUUGGGCUUAGGAACGUACAGCAGAUUAUAAGAGAGAAGUUUAUUUAGUGUACAGGGAAGUGUGUGUCAGUUCUAAUGGCACAAAUUAAGUAUACAGCAACACUGUAUAUUGGUCUGGUUUACCUUCUUUGUAUUUAGAAUAGAAAUGGCCAGCUUAAUUUUUUUUAGAGCAAUAUUUUGUGAAUAGUGGAAUAAUACUGCCCUCAGUUUAAUCCUUCAAACAAUAUGCUUCUGACUUCAGAACAUAUAAGAGAGGAAGAACACUGAUGUUUCAAAGAGUCUUUCUGAAAAAGAUAAGCUAUCAAAAGAUUAGCAACAGACGAUAUAGGUAAAGAUAGUAAAUGAUUGUUAGUCUUUGGAAUUUUUAUUUUUAUUUAAGCACCAGUGGUUUGUGUUGUUACUUUUGGGGAACACCAUCAGCAGAGGAUAGGGAAUAACUUUUUCCAAAAAUAAUAAAUUAAUAAGGCUAUUAGUGGUGGCUUUUUAGUUAGACCCUGGAUAAACCAGAGAUUAGGCUGUUUAUUGUUCCUAUGCUACUGAAUCUAAUACUGCAUAUUAGUGACUGAAACUUUGCAAUCACCUCUCAUCAAUUGCCCCUUAUCCUCACCCUAGAUCGGGAGAUAUAGUAACAAGCUGAGUUAUAAAAAAUUAAACUCCAUGUAGACAUUGCAAAGAUACUGAAAUGAGCAGCAUAGAAGGUCUUCAGCUGUCUCAGUGCAAAGAAAACAAAUUACAAAGGAAGGCCACAAUGCAGAGAACAUGUGGGGGAGAUUAAUAAUGACCUAGGAAUGGCUCUUGAAUUAAAUUAGCACUUUGUUCCACCCUUUAGGAAGGACAAUGCUAAUGGUGGAGGGUUAAAGAAAGAUGACGGAAAAGAAGGUCUGAAAAUAGAAGUUGUACAGCAAAGGUAAAAAAACAUUCCAGUUGGAAGGUGAUAAUGAAUAAUUUCCAUUCCAAAAUUCUAAGAAGACGGACAAGCUAUUGAAGAACCUAUAAUGGGUGUUUAAUAUAAAUGUGUCGUGAGCAUAGUGGUACAAUGUGGCAAAAGAAAGCAUGAGCGGUUCCUUGGUUUAGGAAGGGAAAAAAAGUUUAUUUAAGUAUAUGCAAGUUUGUAAGUGCGAUCUUGAUCACAUACAAGGUUUUAGAGUAGAUUUUAGAAGGACUAUGACAAAAGAAAUACGGAGAAAUGUGAUUAAUUUGAGCAACCUGAUCUAGUGAAAGAUGUCCCUGCCUACGGCGGGGGGUGGGGGGUUUGGAACGAGAUGAUCUUUAAAAGUCCUGUCCAACCCAAACCAUUCAAUGAUUCUAUGAUUCUAACUGGGGCAAGAGCUCUUUAUUAUGACCUUGCUGCAGAAGAAAACACAUUGUGUAACAGCACUUGGCUGAAAGACUGGGUAGAUGUAUUAAUCUUUGGCUGAUGACAAGCUCAGAUGUGUCUGUGCAAUGUGAUGCAUCUGCAAAAAAUGUAAUCCUAGCAUAUGUUAAGAAAGAAAAUUUCCAACAAUGAUGAAGGCUUAUCACUGUCAUGUACAAAUGGACAAGCAACAGAGAUUUCUGGUCUCCUGUGCUAUAGAUUAACUGAAACUAGGCCAACUGCACAGAUGCAACUGUCAAGGAAGAGUGUUUCUUAUGAGAUGGUAUUAGAACAGCCUGUCUUGUCUAAUGAAAAAGUAGCAACUAUGAAGACUAGGAGGUGAUAUGACUGCACUCAAUAAAUGCAAUAGGGAGGAAGAAAGGCUCUUUGCUAUUAAGGGGAAUACUGAAAAAGAACAAACUGGUGCAAAGUAGCCAUUGAUACCAUUAGCUAAAUUUAGUAUUAAAGCAAAUCUGCAUAAUUUGUAUCAUGUUCUAUUUGCAUAGUAAUUGUAAUUAAAAGACACAAAACCAGAAUGAAUUAUUGUUGUUGUUACUGUUUUUAUAAAAUAAACUCUUUUAAAUAUGCUGGAAGCAUAUUUUUGAAGUUAAAAUUUGCCAAGUACUGUCUAUAGCGAGGAAAUAUAAAUGUAAUGUUCCUAAUUAAUCUGACUUACUUACAUAUUUUCUGACUACAUAUCUGUGCUGUUAAUUUCAGGGGAUCAAAAUUCAUGAGUCACAUGUUGGGAAAACCAUGAGUUCCACUCCUCAAAUAAUUACAUAUUUAUUUUAUUUAAGAUUCUGUGUUCUGAUGUGUCUUGAGUUCUAUAUUUUGCUCUUUUUCUCUGCUUCUAGAACCUCCUGUUGUUUCAGAUUGCUCUUACAGUUCCUCAUCGGAAUCUGUAUUUACCUAUUUUAAUUAGGCCUGUAGUAUGUUAUUAAAAAAAUUAUUGCCCAAGAAAUACAGAUAUACAGUAUAUUUUUCUAGUUCUCUCUAAGUAUGUGUGUGAACUGCAGAUAUAUUAACAUGCAAGAUUAAUUUCCAGAAGGAAACUUAAGUAGGCUUAAAAAAAUUACCUGAGCGCCUAGGUUUGAUUUGCUUCAACAGCUCCACGCUCAAGUUUGUAAUUUAGAUUAAGUUCUUGGGAGGCAACUGUAUGCUUUGCUCAAGAGAAGGAAAACUUGUUUUUCUGGUAGGUGUGGCUGCUGUUACCGACCUUAAAGAACACCAGCCAUCUGAAAUAAAAUGUGUUGGCAAGUGUCUUAGAUAUCACACCAGCAUUUUCCUCAGUACUGUUCUGUAUUGAACAGUUCUUGCAAUUUCUCUUAAAAAUAUUUAAGUUUUUAUCUGGUUAGAAUAAAGACCUUGUAUAUUAUACCUUAGCAAAAAAUAAAUGGAGGACUGAACGGAACUUCACUCAGCUGUCUGCUUUAAAAGAUGCAGCAGCAUAAAGUGCAAGGACAAAGAAAUUUGCAUCCACGUUUAGAUACAUUCAGAAUGUUGUGUGGUGGGAAAAAAUCUUACUUGGCUGCUGCUGUGUGUGUUAUUACUCUAACUUCAAUGGUCACACUUUCUUAUCUUCAGUUACAGAGACAUUCUCACCUGCCAAAAAUAAUUCAAGAAGGUAGCAGAUGUAGAGGGAAAAUUACCAAUAGUACAAUAACAGCAUUAAAAGAUAACAGAACUUUUAUUAUAUCCCCAUACUUUGAUGACAGAGAAAGCAAAGUCACUCGUGUGAUUGGGAUUGUUCACCAUGAGGAUGUAAAACAACUAUACUGCUGGUUCUGCUGUCAGCCCGAUGGAAAGAUGUAUGUAUCAAAAGCAAAAAUUGAUGUUCACUCAGAUAGAUUUGGAUUCCCUUACGGUGCAGCAGAUAUAGUUUGUUUGGAACCCAACAACUGUGAGCCAACACAUGUAUCGAUUCAUCAGUCUCCACAUGGAAAUACUGACCAGCUGCCAAGGUUUGAAAUUAAAAACCGCAAGGCUGAGACCUUUUCUGUUGACUUCACUGUAUGCAUCUCUGCCAUGUUUGGAAAUUACAACAAUGUCUUGCAGUUUAUACAGAGUAUGGAAAUGUACAAGAUUCUUGGGGUACAGAAAGUGGUGAUCUAUAAGAACAACUGCAGCCAUCUGAUGGAGAAAGUCUUGAAGUUUUAUAUGGAAGAAGGAACUGUAGAGAUAAUUCCCUGGCCAAUAAACUCACACCUCAAGGUUUCUUCUAAAUGGCAUUUCAUGCAAGAUGGAACACACAUUGGCUACUAUGGACAAAUCACAGCUUUAAAUGACUGUAUAUACCGUAACAUGCAGAGGAGCAAGUUUGUGGUUCUUAUUGAUGCUGAUGAAAUAAUUCUUCCCCUUAAGCACCCAGACUGGAUGACAAUGAUGAGCAGUCUUCAGGAGCAAAACCCGGGGACUGGCAUUUUCCUCUUUGAGAACCAUAUCUUCCCAGAAACCAUAUCUACUCAUGUGUUCAACAUUUCAUCCUGGAAUACUGUGCCGGGUGUUAACAUAUUACAGCAUGUUCACAGAGAGCCCGACAGGAAAGAUGUAAUCAAUCCCAGGAAAAUGAUAAUUGAUCCGCGAAAGGUGAUUCAGACUUCAGUCCACUCUGUCCUACAUGCUUAUGGCAACAGUGUGAAUGUUCCCGUGGAUGUUGCCCUCAUUUAUCACUGUCGGGUGCCCCUUCAAGGAAACCUUCCCAGAGAAUCCCUCAUCAGGGAUACAACACUGUGGAGAUAUAACUUAUCGUUAAUCAUGAAUGUUAACAAGGUGCUAUAUCAAACCAUACUGUAAGCUCAAAAGUGAAACCUCGGUUAUAAGGAGGGAAAGUGGAGAGCUACUCGUAUGGUGGGGAGGCAGAGGGUAUAAUUUAAAGAUCGUAUUAAAAUCGCUUCCACAUGAAGCCUACAUCUUACAGAGAUUUAGGACAACAGCCCUUUUAUGUCCCGUACAAAGGUAAAUGCAUUUGAUUUGUGAACUGAAUCAAGGUACCUUGUAAGAGUCCACAGUGAUCGAGUGCUGGUUAAGAAUUGGGUUCCUCAGGUAAAGUCUUUACUGCAACUUUGUAAGAUGUGAGAGCUGACGUAUAGUGAGAAGACAGAUAGCUCUUUUAUAUGCCUAUAACUAUGAAAGGGCAUUAUUCAAGGCCUAGGAAGUGACCAUGCAGAUAUUAGAAAAUUAAUGUACUGAUUUCCAGCUUUCUCUCUUUUUCUUUUCCCAUCUUCAUAUAUGUUUUAGCUAGUACAAUGAACCUGUAAACUACCUGAAGAAGGAAUGAAUUAAUUUUUGGUUAUUUGUAUCUCUGAAGUGCUUGGUGGAUAAAAAAAUACAGCUGUG
Messenger RNA from Aquila chrysaetos chrysaetos, 5087 nucleotides. RefSeq lists its product as uncharacterized. Lineage: Eukaryota; Metazoa; Chordata; Aves; Accipitriformes; Accipitridae. The transcript has 2 exons. Bases 3189 to 4544 code for a protein of 451 amino acids. The record is from RefSeq and is a predicted model, not a curated record.